AUGAGUGUAUGGCCUGAUGCUAGUCCGUACGCGAUUUCCGGUUGGCCAUGGUGGUGGCUAUUACUUUUACUUCUUCUGUUACUCCUGCUCAUUCUUCUCACAUGUUGCCUACUUUGGUGUUUGCAAGGACGUUAUCGAACACGUAAAGAGCGGCGACGUGUGAUUGCGUCAAAUGGUCAAACAGUUCCAUUACUUUCCGCAGACAUCGAGAAAAAUGGAAUUGAGCAAAAUAUGCAAGCACUUUCAUCACGUGUUGAUGAUAUCCGAUCAUCACUUGAUCAAAAAGCAACAGCUCGUGGAGAUUUCGAAGAUGGUUAUGUACGGGGUUUUCGAGAUGCAAAUAAAUUAGGUACUGCAUCAGCAGCACGUCGACGAAUGGAUGAUGAUUAUGGUAGUAGAGAUGAUCGAUUUCAUGAGGGUUAUGUGAAAGGAUUAAGAGAUGCCGGAAUGACGGGAAUGAGUGCAUCAAUGCGUAAUUUGGCACAACGUGGUCAAGGAGCUGGCUAUUCUUCCGGUUAUAUGCAAGGUUUCCGAGAUGGUAACUCAGGUUUCUUUGGUGAUCGGAUAUCUAAUAGUUUAUUACGAAGGCUAGAAGAACAGUAUCCGAAUCAGGAAGAAUUUCGUACCGGCUAUAUUGAUGGAUUCAAGGAAGGUAUUGCAAGUCGAACUUCUGGACAACGAAGCUUUGAAGAAUCUCGACGUUUGCAAGAGAGUCUUACUAAACUUACUGAAAUAUUGCAAGACAAAUCGAGAGGUGGUGGUGAUGAAACGCAUACAACUAAGAUUUAUCAUGUUUAUAAUCAACAACCGGACGGUGUUGCUGUAUCAGCUUAUUCAUCUACAACCGGUCGUCAACUGGAGCAAGAAUUAGAGGAGCUUACAUCUUCUUCGAGAAGAUCAACCCUUAGGAGACAUUAUACACCAGGUGAUUAUUUGAAAUAUGGUAGUGAAGCCGAGGCAUAUGGUAGCUUAGCAAGAAAUCGACGCUCACUUUCUGCAUCAGCACUUGGUCGAGAGCUUGCUAGAGAACAGUCAGAACGUGCUCGUCUGUAUUCCGGUACCGGAACAUCAUAUAUCAGUCGUGCAUCAGCUGCCGAAAGACCCCUUACUGAUACAUAUUCACGUCGCUACACGUAUCGUAGCCGUAGCGAUAUGGGUAGUCCACGUCAUUAUGCAUCGCAAACAUUACUGGACGGAACUCGUCCAGGACCUUCAACACCUCACACACGUCGUGAUGCACUGCACACUUUACAACGUGAACUUGAUACACUAUCACGCUCACCGGAUCAGUUAACAGCGCGUGGCUAUAGCUCCGACACCGGGUACAUGAACGAUACAAUGCGAUCACGUACCCGUGCAUACUCAAAUUAUGACUAUGAUACAUAUCGAACAUCGAAGAGUGAAAUGAGAAGUGCCGAAGCAUCUGGCGGUGUCAUUGGUUCAAGUAGUGGUGCCUCAGCAGGUGCUAGUUAUGGUCCAAGAGCCACCGCUUCUACCUCAUUCAGUACUCGUAGAGGAGAAAAUGAGAGAGGAGCUGGUAGUGGAAGGACAACAGCUUUCUCAUCGCAUAAUUGGCCUGAUGAUUUAAUUGAUAUUGUCAAUGAACCGAUGGGACAGACAUUGGAUCGUAUGAAAAAAUACAGUAACUCGUUGUCACAGGUUGACAGAGAUGGAACAGAAGAAGGUGGUCCAAUUCGAGAAAGAGUGGAAGAGCGAUAUCAGCGCUCAUACAAAGAAGAAUAUACAACUGGAAGACGAUAA
Molecule: messenger RNA, 1761 nt
Organism: Brugia pahangi
Lineage: Eukaryota; Metazoa; Nematoda; Chromadorea; Rhabditida; Onchocercidae
Source: the annotation of a GenBank genome assembly